AUGGGCUCAGGCAUGGUGGGGGACAUGGACUACCAGCAGUUUACAGAGGGUGCGGGCAAGACGGGUGCUUCCGGAAGCCCCAAAGACAGCCUCCAAAAAGUAGAUCCUGAUUCUGGAGUUGGCCCCAGAAGAUGCACAGAUCUUGUUUGUGUGCUGUUGUUCUUCCUCUAUUUGGUUGCCAUGCUGAUUUUUCUGACUGUGGUCAAGAAUGGAAGCGUUGAUGGACGCGCCUAUUCGGAUGUUCGCCGACUGACGCAUGGAAUGGACUUCGAGGCUCGUCUAUGCGGGGUCGACGACGGUGUGGAGGAGAAGCCCUUCGUGUUUUGGUGUCGAGACGACCCCUCGGAGAGGGAGUUCAACACCACUCCAGCGACGUUGAACCUGAAGCAUCCUGUUUGCAUUCAAGAAUGUCCUGGGAUGUCUGCGGGUUCGCAGCUUGGGCCCAACCAGGUUGAGUGUUUGAUGCGAGCGCAGGGCAACGGGCCGGCAUAUGCCAUCGAGCCCGUGCCGAACAUCCCAGGUGGCCAACUUGGCAGUGUACAGAACUACUUCCUGAUGUUCCGCGAGGAGACUGUGUACUCCACAACUUAUGACUCAGAGCUUCUGGCCGGGCGGUACUGUGUGCCGAAGAAUGAAGCCUUGAAGGCAGAAGUGCUCGGAGGACCAUUGAGUCUGGGUGAGCGUCUGCAGAAAGGCGUCGGAAGCUUUCAGGACUGCUGGACGGUGAUGUUUUGCACUGUCCUCGUGGCCGUAGCCCUCAGUUUCGUCUACGUUUGGGUUGUCGUAUCAUUGAAGGAUGCAGGCGUGAACAUCGUCAGCUUCGUCUUGGUACUGGUACACCUGUUCCUGUUGGUGGUCAGCAUCUUUUGUUUUAUGGCUGUAUCCUCUGGGAAGCCUAUCUUCUCCGAAGAGCAGUACAUGGACUACAACCUCUUUUUCCGCCGUUCUUCGCCAAAUCAGGCAAAGGUGGAAUCCAUAGUCUGCGGUGUCAUCUUCCUGUUGAUGUCGUUCAAUGCCUGCACAUUCUAUACCAAUGUGAACCACGACACGGAGGAAAUGCACGAACUCACAGAGGCAGCUUUUGCGGCGUUGAUGAAGCUGCGAUCCCUUUUCUGGAUUCCGCCUCUCAUAGCUAUUGCUAAGUUUUUCACGAUGUGGGUUGUGUGCUACAACUUCAUGACGUUAUGCUCUGUCGGAAUUUUUGACGAUUAUCGAAUCAUUGUGGAGGGAGAGCCCUAUGCAGGCAUGAGCAAGCACUUCUCUUUCGACCCAUGGAUGUGGCUGGGCAUCGUGAUCUACUUGAUCGGUGGCAUGUGGGUUCUGGAAAUCUGGACAUCUUUGGGGCAGUUUGUGAUCUCGUGGUGCUCGGUCAUCUUCUAUUUCACUGAGAAGGAAGAUGAUGAGAAGGUAGCCAUCCCUGUUGCCGCCUGGAAAGCGCUGUGGAUUGCUGCCCGGUACCACACAGGCAGCAUCAUGCUUGGUGCCUUUGGCAUUUGGUAUUUUCGGAUCUUCCGGAUGGCGGCAUGGCUUUGGUCUGAGAGCCUCCCGCACAAGAGCUCCAAGUGUGGCAGCUUCAUGCCUCUGACCUUGUUCAACCCCUGUGUCCAGGCGAUCGGAAGUUGUGUCGACGGAUGCCUCGGUGACAAAGAGAAGAGAAGCAAACAAGCGGGAAGCUGGCAGGAGCCCGACUCUAUCUAUCAACAGUACUCCAAAGAUGCCUACCAAGAUGUCACGAUUCGAUCGCAGCAUUUUUGGCAGGCCAAGGAGAAGGCUCAGAAGAUAAUUAGAGAUCAAGCGCAGGUCAAGAAGUACACGGGCAAAUGCCGCCCAAGUACAUUUAUUGGAGUGGUGGCCAUUGCCGUGGUUGGCUUUCUUACAUCCUAUCUCAUCAUGAACCAUUCAGGGAUCAAUGACCCGGCGAAGUCUUCUUUCAUCCAGGAUCCGGUUAUGGUGUCCGCGGUGGCUUUCUUCCUAUGUGGCUCCAUAGCGUACGAUUUUUGCGCGUUGUAUGACCAUCUGGCUGACUCCCUUCUCUACUGUUUUGCGUACAACCGCAAAGCCAACAAGAAGACGAUUCAUAAGUUUGUGCCGGAGGAGAUCCAAGAGAUGAUCGGCAAGGAAGUGAUCGACUCCGUGAAGAAGCCUUCUUACGGCUAUCAUGGCAGAGCAAGGCCCGAGAUGUUCGUGUCCACGUGGCUGAAGCAGGGGCAGCACACAUUCGGUGGCUGGUCGCUGGGUGGUGGUGAGCACCAGGCUGGCGAGUGCUCUCUCUCUCUUUCUAUCUCUCGGCCCCUUGCUUUUGCUUCUGCUGCUCCUGUGUUGUGA
Symbiodinium sp. CCMP2456 is the source of this 2325-nucleotide messenger RNA. The record is from the annotation of a GenBank genome assembly. Lineage: Eukaryota; Dinophyceae; Suessiales; Symbiodiniaceae.